Molecule: messenger RNA, 546 nt
Organism: Pleuronectes platessa (European plaice)
Lineage: Eukaryota; Metazoa; Chordata; Actinopteri; Pleuronectiformes; Pleuronectidae
Product: clusterin-associated protein 1 homolog
Exons: 4
Coding region: 1-546 (181 amino acids)
Biological process (GO): cilium assembly
Cellular component (GO): intraciliary transport particle B; centrosome; cilium
Source: RefSeq, a predicted model, not a curated record
AUGUCCUUCAGAGAAAUAAGAAACUUCGUCGAACACAUGAGGGCGUUGGAAUACCCCGGCUCCAUCUCUCUGGAGAGCUUCAGGCGGCCCAACUUCCCUCUGAUGGCCGACGUCCUCAGAUUCCUCGUCAAGAGCUUUGAGCCUCACAUGAACCUUCCCAUCGACGUGGCCACGGAGGCCUCCAGGGUGACCUUCAUCCGAGCUGUGGCCCAGUUCAUGGUGACGAGGGCUCAGGUGAAACUGAACCUGAAGCACCUGUACCAGGCCGACGGCUGCGCACUGAGAGAGAUGCUGAAGAUCAGCUCUCAGCUGUACCAGGAUCUGAACCAGGAUCUGAACCAGGAUCUGAACCAGGAGCACGUGACCCCGGACCACCGAGUCACGGUGGACGACAGCGAGUUCGAGUUCGACCGCGGCUCGUGGAUGUCUGAUCUGAGAGCAGCUCGACAGCUGACGUCCGAGGUCACGGCCUCAGGAGCAUCUCUGUGUGGUCUGCUGGGGGAAGAGGUGGCCCUCAGGGUGAGGAAGCACAGACACAACAACUGA